Messenger RNA from Octopus sinensis (East Asian common octopus), 2552 nucleotides. RefSeq names its product zinc finger protein 239-like. The coding region runs from base 596 to 1795 and encodes 399 amino acids. Gene Ontology annotation, cellular component: nucleus. Gene Ontology annotation, biological process: regulation of transcription by RNA polymerase II. Gene Ontology annotation, molecular function: DNA-binding transcription factor activity; RNA polymerase II cis-regulatory region sequence-specific DNA binding. The transcript is spliced from 2 exons. NCBI's taxonomy places the organism in Eukaryota, Metazoa, Mollusca, Cephalopoda, Octopoda, Octopodidae. The record is from RefSeq and is a predicted model, not a curated record.
CCUUAUUAAUUUGCUAGAGAUUCUCCAAAUAGCUUAGUCACAUUAAGUUCUGGGCUUAAAGUUAGCAACUGUUUAUAGAAGAGGUUUAUACAGUGAGAGUUAUUAAUGAUGGUAGAGUUAACUCCCCUGACAUUGUUAAGGGUAAUCAAAAUAGACUUCGCUGGUGUUGUUUAUCGUGUCAAUAUACACUUUGGUAGUCUGCAAUUGGUAUGUAAAGAAAAUCAACUGGAAUAACGAUGUUAGCUUCUUUAAGCUUUAUCGUUGAAAUUCAGUUGUCUAUUUACAGCAAUCACUGUUCGUAUUAAUUAACUGUCCACUUUAGAAGACCACGUAUAUAAAAUUGGGACUUAAUUGUUAUAUUUUUCUGGUAACAUUGAGAGAAGAUAUAUUUACAAACGUAAGAAAGUUUAAAAACUACAGAAUGACAUAAUCAUCAAGAAGGCUGUGAUUAGAUAACUCUAAAAGAUUUUAGUGUUGAUUGGAAAUAUACUGGCUGGGUGGUGGCAGUCAUAUUAGAGAAGAUUUGACAUACUACAACUGUUUUUCUGUAGUAUCUGAUAUAUGCUUUUUUGAAAUAUUGGUGCAAGAAGAAAUUAUGGAAGAUAAACUGUGUGGGAGUGAGGUUGAGGGUGAAAACCCCUCCAAGAAUACUCGUGUAUCUCAUAAAAGACUGACAAAUAUGGGAAAGAAAUUAAAGCUACCUGAUAAGUCUUCUAAAACAUUUACGCAUAAUAGUAAUAUCAGUGGACCGAAAUUUAUUAACACCAGUUCAUUGCGUUAUCGCUGUGAUAUUUGUGGUAAAAAGUUCAUGGUUAAAGGCUUUUUGUCUGUACACAAACGUAUUCAUACAGGUGAGAAACCAUACCACUGUGAUAUCUGUGGUGACACAUUCUCUGAGAGAGGACAGCUAAUUAGUCAUAAAAGUGUUCACACAGGUGAGAAACGACAUCAAUGUGGUAUUUGUGGUAAAGCAUUCUCAAUGAGUUAUCAGUUAAUUACUCACAAACGUGUUCACACAGAUGACAAACCAUACCACUGUGAGAUUUGUGGUAAAUCCUUCUCACAGAAAGAUGGAAUGCUUGUGCAUCAACGAAUUCAUACUGGGGAAAAACCUUACCAUUGUGAUGUUUGUGGUAAAGAUUUUGCUUAUCAUAGUAGCUUAGCGUAUCACAUACGUGUUCACACUGGUGAAAAACCAUACCAUUGCGAGAUCUGUGGGAAAGAUUUUGCUCACCACAGUAGUUUAACUUAUCACAUACGCGUUCAUACUGGUGAAAAACCCUAUCAUUGUGAUAUCUGUGGUAAAUCUUUCUUACACAGAGGUAGCAUGCUUGAUCAUAGACGUAUUCAUACUGGUGAAAAACCAUACCAUUGUGAUAUCUGUGAUAAAACUUUCUCUCAGAGUACAACUUUAACUAAUCAUAAAAGUAUUCACACAAAUGAGAAACCAUACCAAUGUGAUAUCUGUGGUAAAAAUUUCACUCGGAGUAAUAGUGUAACUAUUCACAGACGUAUUCAUACAGGGGAAAAACCCUACCACUGUGAUAUCUGUGAUAAAACUUUCACUCAGAGUGGUAGUUUGAUUUCUCACAGGCGUUUUCAUACGAAUGAGAAAUCAUACCACUGUGAUAUCUGUGGUAAAACUUUCACUCGGAGUAAUAGUGUAACGAUUCACAGACGUAUUCAUACAGGGGAAAAACCCUACCACUGUGAUAUCUGUGAUAAAACUUUCACUCAGAGUGGUAGUUUGAUUUCUCAUAGACGUGUUCAUACAAAUGAGAAAUCAAAACACUGAAUUAGAACUUCGAAUCUCAAAUGCAUUUUGGCAUUUAUGAGAACCUAUAACACUGUGGAGAGCAAGAAUGGCUGAAUAAAUAGCAUAGCAUUUACCCAGUUUAAAUGUUUGCAGUUUGUAUUCUGUUCUCAAUCCACUAAUUCUAUCUAUUGUAUUAGGUAUGGUAUUGUAGGAACAACUUCCUACUGCAUGUAGCACAGAAAUUGAUUUGUAUGUUUUCCAUAUUGGAUUGUUCAACCAAAUCUAACAGGCUGGAGGAUUACAUCUUGUUCCAUUGUCUCAGUUCUAUGGUUUCUACAGCUAUAUGUCCUUCCUAACACCAGUCACUUCAGUGUACAGGAUGAAUUUUUUGUGGAACCAUCACUGUAGAGAUUCCCUUGCCCUCAAUUUGACUAAAAUGUCCCUUCAAGCUCUAUGUUGCCACUCCUCGAUUUGAUUUAUCAACCACUUAGUCAAAUCAAUAAGUUAUUUCAUAACUUGGAGUGUUUAAUUUUCUUUCUCUUAAAGGCCAACAUAAAUCUCAUUAAUUAUAUGUGAAUAAAUUUACUGAUGAACCAGAGGCAAAAUUAACUUAAUGCACAAGCAAAAAUGAUAUAGCAAACAAUGUACAAUGGAUUCUUCAACUCAACUGAAAUAGUACACAACCAGGGACUGAGUCAUUUAGGUUGUAGAACAUUGGUUUAUGAUGAAUAUAGAAAAUUUGAGGGAUUUUAACUUUAAUAACUAUAAAAUAAACACUAUUCACUUCUACAGUUCA